Molecule: messenger RNA, 465 nt
Organism: Botrytis fragariae
Lineage: Eukaryota; Fungi; Ascomycota; Leotiomycetes; Helotiales; Sclerotiniaceae
Exons: 5
Coding region: 1-465 (154 amino acids)
Source: RefSeq, a predicted model, not a curated record
AUGUACAACGAAUGUGGAGAUUUGACGCUGUCAAAAUAUCUUAGUGGUGAUCAGUUACUAUUCAUAAGCUGGGGGUGGAUAUCAUUUAUUGAUUACCAGGUACAAUCUUUUGGCUCUAGAAGCACUGCCCCGACCGAGGAGGACUUGAGAAGCGUUGUAAGUAGAAGGGAAAGAAAGGCUCGAGAAUGGUCAAGCAAGGUACUGGGUAAUAAGGUUACUCAAUCGGAAAAGAUUCUGUUUUUGGAUUUGUCCCCGUUUCAGAACCAACCAUCAAACCAAAGAGGCUUCAUCGAUCCAGCGGGACUCACUUACCAACAAGUUGAAGAAUCUAGCUCUCCAUGCAAAAAUACUGAUAGGGCUGUACGGAGUGGUCCAGCAGCAACAGGGCUACGUAACAUUUUCGCGUCACUCUUGGCAACUCGACAAUUCAGUGGAGAGAGCUACGCAAGUCGGAAGGAAUUAUGA